AUGCCAAAUGUGCUUUCUGAUGAUGAAGAACUCCUUAAUGGGCUGGGAAGUGAGAUCAUGAAGCCUUUUAAACAAGGUAAUUACAUGGCGAGAACCGGUAAAAGAUGGGUAAAUAAUGAGCAUAACACCACAUCAGAAAUUAUGAAUGUUAACAUUGAUGGAGUUCAUGGACCGGUGAACACUGAAAGUUAUAUAUCCCCAGGGCAACUUUAUUCCACUGAUUCAGGCAAUUUAUUUCACGCUGGAAGAAUUCUCGUCGUUCUAGUAGGUCUUCCAGCAACAUCAAAGACAUUGUUAUCAGUAGCGAUUACAAGAUAUACGAGGUGGUUAGGAGUCAGGACGAAGUCAUUUCAUUUUUCAGAAUAUAAAGAACUUGCUAAGGAUGUACCUUCGGAUUAUUUCUGCGUGGUACCACAGUCAAGAGAGGGAGUAGCGUUUGUUGAAAAGCUUCGCAGGCAGAUGUUGAGUGAUAUAUUGUCAUUCUUUAAUGAUAUGUCUGGACAGUUGGCUAUUUAUGAUGCAUUAAGUAUCCGUAAGAUUGACAGAAAAAAUUUGGAAGAAACUUUUUCUGAAAUUGGUGUUAAAGUACUUUUCAUUGAAUCAAUUGUGUCUGAUCAGGAAAUCAUGAACAGAAAUAUAGCUCUCGUGCUAGAAUCCAGUGAUUACAAAGGAUUUUCGACUGAUGAAGCCAUUGACGAAUAUAUGAGACGUUUGUCUGUCAAUGAACCAUAUUAUGAAAUGAUGACGCACGAAGAAGAGUUAUCAUACAUUAAAUACAUAAAUCUGGGAAAGCAAAUAAUCGUGAAAGAUAACAUACACGGUUAUUUAGUAAACAAAAUUGUAUUCUUCUUAAUGAACUUGAGGCAGAAAAAAGGGUGUGUGUAUUUUGCUCGUUGUGGUACUAGUGAUAAAGAUAAAUACAUGCAUGAUGAAGAAUUAAAUGAAGAAGGAAUUCAUUAUUCCAAAGUGCUCAAGGAGUUCCUUCUAAAUAGGAUUAAAGAGAAGAGACUUGCAAAAAAGAAUUCAGACUCUUUAGUCGAGGUAAUCGAUGGAAGCUAUGAUGAAGAUUUAAAGACGUCCUUGAUAGUUUGGACUGGCCCAAGGAAAAGAACCCACGAUACUGCGUUUUAUUUUUCAAAAGAAGGUAUCAAGGUUCAACAACGGUCAGAAUUGAGACAAUUGAACCCGGGAAGCAUUGCUGACCUUACUGAUGAACAAAUAAUGAACAAGUUUCCAUCAGAAUACAGAGAAUCGUUAAAAGACCCAUACCAUUUUAGAUUCCCCAGAGCGGAAUCUUACCAUGAUCUGGCCGUUCGUAUGGAACCGUUAUUAUUAGAAAUGGAACAUACGAGCAAGGACAUUCUCAUCAUUGCUCAUGAAUCAACACUAAGAGUUUUAUAUGGCUAUCUAAUGGCUUGCACCUGUGUAGAAUUACCAAAUUUGGAUUUCACUAGAGAUAAAUUAGUUGAAAUUUCCUUCAGCCCUUUUUGCAACACGGUAGAAUUAUUAGACAUUCCUUUAACUAGUUAA
Molecule: messenger RNA, 1530 nt
Organism: Saccharomyces mikatae IFO 1815
Lineage: Eukaryota; Fungi; Ascomycota; Saccharomycetes; Saccharomycetales; Saccharomycetaceae
Product: bifunctional fructose-2,6-bisphosphate 2-phosphatase/6-phosphofructo-2-kinase
Exons: 1
Coding region: 1-1530 (509 amino acids)
Biological process (GO): fructose 2,6-bisphosphate metabolic process; fructose metabolic process
Cellular component (GO): cytosol
Molecular function (GO): 6-phosphofructo-2-kinase activity; fructose-2,6-bisphosphate 2-phosphatase activity; ATP binding
Source: RefSeq, a predicted model, not a curated record